Messenger RNA from Fulvia fulva, 756 nucleotides. RefSeq lists its product as uncharacterized. The record is from RefSeq and is a predicted model, not a curated record. NCBI's taxonomy places the organism in Eukaryota, Fungi, Ascomycota, Dothideomycetes, Mycosphaerellales, Mycosphaerellaceae. The transcript has 2 exons. The coding region runs from base 1 to 756 and encodes 251 amino acids.
AUGAUUCGGUUGGAGUUGGCUGUCACCAUUGCGGCCGAUCCUUCAACGACUGGACCACCAGCAUCUCACAACUGGUUCUGCGACUGUCCGCUGUGCAAAGAGAAGAAUUCGUCGUCCACGGCACCAUCACGGCCACAACCUCAACUGCCAUCCUCAUAUCCCGGCAGAAACAAUCUCACCGAGAGGAGAUCGCUACUUCCCCCAGACCCGAUUCGACCAUCAGCACAGGCUUUCGGACCUACAUCGCGCGCUUUGACCGGCAGCGCUGGAGCCAUUCAGCUCCCGCCUGGCGAGACAUACGCCAGCUACCUCGUCGACCGCAUCGACGAUUCGGAAAGCCCACCCGCCCUCCUCUGGGACACACUUCGCGACCCAGCCUACCCGAACAGAGUUCUCGUCUCAGCGAGAAGCUUGAGCCAAGCCUUCGACAUCGCUGCGAGCAGGUGUGAGCAGGUAUACGACCAGCUGGUCGUAGUACUGCAAGCUCCAGUUGGAAACACCACAGUUCGCGAAGCUCUUCCGGACUUUCGACACAGUCGCUCUGUCGCGGGGUGGCUGGAGACUGUUACCAAGGUGAGAAAGGAUGCGGCGGAAGGAGGCAAGAUGAAGAGAGAAGCUGUGCUGAAAUACAUUGGAGACUACGUGGAGGCGAGGAGGGAGAUCGAAAGCGACAUCGAGCGAUUGAUCAAGGAGGUGGAGGCUUGGAGGAGGCGGCAGGAGAGCUUUGUGGAUGUGGAAUACGAAGCGACGGACUGA